AUGAAAAAAAAAAAAAAAAGGCGUUUGUCGUUGUGUGUGUGUGUAUAUCUCACGGAGAGAAAGAGAGACAUUGUCGAAUGCUGCUGGGCAGCGUUAGGUCUCCUGUUUUGUUUUUGUUAUUUUUGGAUUUUAAACGCUCUUUAUUUCAUUGUUCUUUUUUUUUUUUUUUUUUUUUUGGCCUUCCCCGUUUGUUUGGCCUGUGCACUGAAAUACAAGACAAAGGGAGGGACAAGGAGCAAAAGGACUGUCAGAUUCAUGGUGGACAAAGAUGCAGCGAACCUUAUGGAAGAGCUUCACAAGGCGAAGCAGAAUCUCUCCGAGGUUAUUGAUGAGUGCGUCUUUGUGGAGCGCCAGCGCGACCACAUUGAGCAGGAGUUGACAGCAGAGAUAAGAGAACGUGAUCGAAUUGUUUCUGACGCAUUCACUUGUUUAGUGUCCUUGACGGAGUACCUUUCAUUGUUGGAGCGACGGGUUAUCCUUCCCGCCCUAGGAACGUUUAGUGCGGUGGUGAGCAAAGUACAGGAGGUAAAUGGGACUCGCAGUGCGACUAUUGAGCGUGUUGAGGGAGUUUUUAGCGCGCACGACUCCACGCAUUUUCGGGGUAUACUGGCGAAAAUGCCUCCCAUUGCCGGUAGUCUUGAAAAUGAGAUUCGACAGAGGCUGUUAAAGACUGCAGCCCCCUUCUCCAUAGAAGAGGCGUACGUGCUGCUCAGUGCCCUCCUUGAAGAGAAGGAUAAACUGAUAGAAAAGAUCAAUGAGGCUUUGCUUCACAUGAAUAAUGCCGUUUUGAAGGUUCGUGCCCCGAGUUCCGUUCCCGUGAGCCAGUUAGAUGAAAUUCGAGAGCUGCGUCAAAAGGUGACGGCACUUGUGCAGGAAGUGAAGCUCCGCGACAGUGAAAAGAAGGAGGCGGCGCGGCGCAUUGCGUUUCUCCAAAAGGCCCUGGAUAGUGAACAGAAUAACGUUAAGGAGCUGCAUCAUCUGCGUAAAACGAUGAAGCGUCAGGAACGAACCAUUGAACAGCUGCGGUUGUCUAGUGGAUCGCCGGCUCGACCGAAGCCAGACUCUUUGGCAGCAAAGAAUAGCAUUGGUGGUGGUGGUGGUAUCGAUGAAGAGGAGUUGAUUCCACAAAUAAAGGCAAAUGAAAUGACAAUUGGGGCGCUAAACAAGGAGUUGGCGAUAUUGGAGGAAAACUACAGGGUGCUGGAGAGGCGCAGUGAGAAGGAACGGGAGGAGCUUCAGGCAGAAUUGGCAAGUGUUAGGAGCAGGCACCAAGCGGAACAAGAAGAAUACAACACAGUUCUGGGGCGAGUUACAAUGGAACUGGAGCAAUUAGUGGCUGAAAAUGCACAGUUGAAGAAGCGUCUCAAGCAAAUGCAUGCCAAAAGGGCAUUGUAA
This is a messenger RNA of Trypanosoma cruzi, 1395 nucleotides long. RefSeq lists its product as uncharacterized. The coding region runs from base 1 to 1395 and encodes 464 amino acids. Lineage: Eukaryota; Euglenozoa; Kinetoplastea; Trypanosomatida; Trypanosomatidae. The transcript has a single exon. The record is from RefSeq and is a predicted model, not a curated record.